CGCAUGCGUGAUGCCACCAGUGGGUGCGCCCAAUAAUGACUGGGGGAUCCCGGCAAGUAACAUGACCAAAAAGAAGCGGGAGAAUCUGGGCGUCGCUCUAGAGAUCGAUGGGCUGGAGGAGAAGCUGUUGCGGUGUCGGAGAGACCUGGAGGCUGUCAACUCCAGGCUCUAUGGGGUGGAGCUGAGCCCAGAGGCCAGGAAGUCUCUGGAGAAGGAGAAAAACAGCCUGAUGAACAAAGCCUCCCACUAUGAGAAGGAGCUGAAGCUGCUUCGGCAAGAGAACCGGAGGAACAUGCUGCUCUCUGUGGCCAUCUUCAUCCUCCUGACCCUCGUCUACACCUACUGGACCCUGUGAGCCUGAGAUGCCUCCACGGUCAGCACAGGCUUCCCCUUGGCCCCUGGUCACUACCAAGCAGGCCCUUCAAGCCUCAAGACAACCAAGGUACAGGAGCCUUUCUCCCCAACCCAGACACUGGAGCAGGGCAUCCUGUGGGCCCAGCCCGUCUCACCUCCUGGUCCUGCUGUGGGGCCUGGGUCUCCAGAAGGACUGUGUGCUGGUUCCUCCCUCAGCCCAAGGGAAAGGCAAUAAAGAACAGCCAGGCUGCUCCCGUCUGCUGAGUAAA
Molecule: messenger RNA, 623 nt
Organism: Ailuropoda melanoleuca (giant panda)
Lineage: Eukaryota; Metazoa; Chordata; Mammalia; Carnivora; Ursidae
Gene: CCDC167
Product: coiled-coil domain containing 167
Exons: 4
Coding region: 11-355 (114 amino acids)
Source: RefSeq, a predicted model, not a curated record